This is a messenger RNA of Auanema sp. JU1783, 1137 nucleotides long. NCBI's taxonomy places the organism in Eukaryota, Metazoa, Nematoda, Chromadorea, Rhabditida, Rhabditidae. The record is from the annotation of a GenBank genome assembly.
AUGAUGUCGCACAUAUUUGCUAGAUUAUCAAGAAAUAAAUUUAGACGACAUUUUGUUUUCACCCACAUGGUGGAAAUAGCAUUCAGUUGCUUUCUUGUCCUCAUAACGCUGCAUCAGAUUUAUGGGAGUAACACUAUCUAUAUUGAAUGGAACCAUGACAAAGUCUACAAAGAAUUGGGAGAACUUGUUGUUAAUACUAAUAAAGGAUGGAUUUCUUAUUCGGAGUUGGAAGAAAACGUGUUUCGACCAAUGAAAUACGAGAUUCUAAAACCAACUGUUCCCAUUCCAACUCUUAGAAGAAUAGAACCUGCCUCAUGUGCACAAAUUUUCGGAGAUUGGUUGAGAUUCAUUGAAACUGCCAAGUAUAAAGGUCCUCAAUAUUCGAUGCCAGAAGAACUUGAAAACAUGUACACCUUGAAUGGAUAUAUCAGAAAAAGCAGGUAUUAUAGAGAUGAUGCUCAUUCCUCAAGCUCUGAGAGAGUAUGGGACCAAAUAGACGAAUGGAGAAACUUAACUGAAGAAGAAUUCAUCGCUGUCUCUAAUUAUGGAAAAACAUCAAUGGCUGUAUAUCACUCGCUGAAGGCCUUCCCUCUUGUCGAUCAAUAUGGAGCUGUUUUUGGUUCUCUAACUCCAUGGGCUGAGAGCAUGGCGCUUCAAGCGGGAGCUCGAGAAGUUUUGACCAUCGAAUACCUGAAGUUGAAGAUAGAAGGUAAAUCCAAUGUUCAUUAUAAACAUCCUUUAGAUUUUGCCAGGAAUUUCGAAAGCUACUUGGAUACUUUUGACUUUGUUAUUUCAUUCUCCUCACUCGAACACAGUGGCUUGGGAAGAUAUGGUGAUUCACUAGAUCCUAACGGUGAUCUGCGAGAGCUUCAAAAAAUUCAUUGCGCUCUCAAGCCAGGAGGGCUCCUAUUUCUUGGAUUACCCCGUGGACAAGAUAUUCUCAACUACAACGUACAUAGAAUAUACGGCAGAAUUCGUUUGGCUAUGAUCAUGGAAGGAUAUGAGCUACUUGCAACAUUCCGUGAGAAUUAUAAACAUCCAAGAUCUCUCUCCUUACAUGACUUUGAUGCUCAACAGUCAGCCAGCGGUGGCGAGCAGGACCUAUAUGUUUUGAGGAAGAGAAGAACUAAACUUUAA